Cotesia congregata is the source of this 3314-nucleotide messenger RNA. The record is from the annotation of a GenBank genome assembly. Lineage: Eukaryota; Metazoa; Arthropoda; Insecta; Hymenoptera; Braconidae.
AUGAAAAUACCGCACCUUGUGUACUUCGCAAUUUGUUUCCAACCCGGACAUGAAAACCCGGCACAGAUAAGAGGAAAGAGGAACGACCUAACCCAACCUCGACCUAGCCGGUGUGUUGUCAAGGCGAAUAAUUAUUCAGUACUCGGUAUAGUAGUGGUGUGUCACAAUAAUAGUACUAGUACUCCGGUCCGUUUUUUAAAUAAAAGACCAACAUCUCUUUAUCUUGUCACUUGCAUUCCAUUAGCAUUGCACGGUAUAGUGGAUGUGAUUGAUAGAUUGAUGAGUUUUUUUAAGGGACUUGUUUUAUUCAGUUGGGGAAAAUUCGAUAAACGGAGACCUACUGAUCCAAAGGAGAUGCAACGGUGUCCUUACCUGCACGAGAUGAAGGAGCGUCUGCUCUCGCAGCCGACCCCAACCGACAGCCUGGACAUGGAACGACUGGAUGGUGGCACCCCUGUUAAAGAAGCCAACCUCCACACAGAGUACCCAGCACAAACGAACCCCGGAGUGAUUCCCGACCCCCCCGAAAUGCCGCCCGACACCUUGAUUGGCACCGUCGUCAAGCUCAACUCAGAUGGCUAUGGAUCACAUACGUCUCCGGCCCACGCGAGGCAACCUCUUGUGCCUCAGGGUUCGAUGAAUCCUCCGUUAUGCCUUACUCCGACACAUUCUAGUUAUGGCAGGAAUUUCCCUAAGAAUGCUAAUGUUGUGUAAAAAUGGUGGGCGGUGGUGAUUGCAAAGUGGCGACGGUUGAAGUGGAAGCCGCGGCUGUGAAUGACAAUACGGCAACUUUGCCCUCGAAUCGACCGUUAAAUCCUCAAGGUGGCGGGGCCGGUCCACCCUCAAAUACCACCCAAGACAACGCUGAGAAGAACAACGCCGCGAACAAAGAAAUGGAGCUCAAGAACGUCCGUUCUACGCCCUCAAAACAAACGUCACUCUUCAUAAUAAUGAGCUUUAUUUACGCAAAACUCCUGGUAGUAGUAUGUGUAGCAUACGUAAUAAGCGAAGUAGUAACCCACAAGCUGCCGUUGUACUACUUCGAGGGUUUUUUCGCGUACAUGUACGGAAUGAGUAUCCUUUUCUUGCUCUACGUCUUUUGUUUCCUUCUGCAAGAAAGCGCCUGUUGCUCGAGGGGUGCAGAAACUCCACCUCCACCCCCGAAGCCACCCAAGCCCCCCAAGGAGCCCAAGGACAAGAAGAACAAAAAGGACAAGAAAGAUAACAAAAAAGAUACUAAGAAAGACACUAAGAACAAAAAAGAUUUUCAGGAUGCUAGUGAUGUAGAAGCUGGAGUAUCUACUCGCGUGUCCCGUAAGCGCAAAACUUCACAAAAUGACCACAGCCACGGCAGUUUCUUCCUUAGAAUCGGCGCAAUUGCAUUCGGACUUGGCACAAUGGUCUACAACGGACUCGAAUUCGGGCAGUUCUUCGAGAUACCCCCAACUUCAACGUGUUUCCAGAUCUUGCAUGGCGUGAACCCUCUCCUACAAAUGGUCUUUACUUUCAUGCAAAUGUACUUCAUCUUCAUGAACUCACGGCUAAACAUCCAUCGCUUCAAAGUUAUUGCACGGUUUGGAUUAAUGCACGUCGUCGCAACAAAUCUCUGCGUUUGGGUAAAGACACUUGUCUUUGAAAGCUUGAAGGAAAUCACCCAGAACAACCUAAGAUACAGCAAACCCGACCUCGGAAUAAUCGAGAGCAUCCGACAACACUCACUGGCCCACGCUGGACUGAUCCUGGGCAACGAACCACGCGACAUGGCGCAAAUGCGCCUAGCGCCCUCAACCCUAACUUCAAACGCCGCCACAAAAGUCCUGGGCUCACUAGCAACAACCACACGCCGCUUAAUCCGAACAACUCCAUCAUCAAUAAACCGAUACGCCAGAUCAACAGCGCGAUCAGUAGCUCGAGCGAUAACCCAGGGAACUACAUCAACCCUAGCGACAUUUACCCCCAGCAGCACGACUCCUCAGUUUACAACUUCCUCUACAACAUCAACCACCCCCUCAACUACAACCACCACCACAACUCCCUCCACCACUACAAUGUUCCCCACUACACCCUCUUCAACAUCAACUUCAACUUCACCACCCACUUCAACUUCAACUUCAACCUCUUUACCAACACUAUCAACAAUAUUCGACGCGCUAACAACCGCAAAAGAGAACGCAACAACAACCUUAAGCAGCUCAACAUCAACAAUGUCACCGCCAGCGCCAACUUCAACGCCGCUAUCAACCUACGCUUCAAUGAUGUGGGACUUUGGCGAGCCGACUUCAUCAGGACUGGCCAACAAGGGACUUCCCCAAUUGCUAGAUGUUGUUAACCAAACCAACGGAACGAGCAUCUGGACCCCAACGUACGCGUUUUACCAAAGCGCUCCUUUGAAUGAAAACGCUUGUGGAAGGGUCAACAUAAUGGGAACGAUCGUCGAUGAUGCAGCGCCCUACUUGUACCCUUUUAUCAUCGAGUACAGCCUGGUAGGCGCUGCGGUGAUCUACGUAAUGUGGAAGCACAUUGGACGGCACCCUCGCUGGCCCCACCAAGCAGAAGCAGAUUUAGAGCGACGUUUGGAAGCCAUGUUGUCAAGACGCGCCGUCGCAUUGGCUCACGCUGGACAUGGCCGCGUAGAUUGCGUAGGAGCCAGCAAGGGUCUCUUCGUAGGACUGUUCCUAUUAGUAGGAAGCCUCAUUUGCUUGAUCCUGUUCUUCGUUCUGAUCCAGCAACCUUCUUUCGGGUUGCUCGCGAUUUACCUCGCGGAUGCUUCUCACUGCGUGGUAAUGGCGUUCUCCAUUAUCGCGAUAAUCAUCGGGUUCAUACGCGUCCAGAGUCUGAAGUUCAAAGCUGAAGAACAGAGCGACCUUAAUGAUAUUCUGCUACGUGUUUCUGGGUUUGGGUUGUUUCUCUACGCGGUUUUCAGUGUGAUUGCCGGAUCUUUGGCGGCGUUUACCCAUGAGCCGAAUUUGCUGGUUAUGGUCACUGGAUUGCUGGCAAUAGUCCAGGUGGUGCUGCAGAUGCUCUUUAUUGCUGAUGUGUCUCGCAGGCGUGUUCAUUUACCGGAACACGAUCGCAGCAAGCCCGGAAGACAGGUUGUCACCUUUUUGCUGAUUUGCAACGUUACCAUGUGGGUUAUUUACACCUUUGAGACGCAGAAAGUAGUCGCCAAUCCGGUUCAGCUUGACUUUUAUGGAUCACUUGCGUGGAUUAUGGUACAGAGGGUCACUAUGCCGCUUUGUAUAUUCCACAGGUUCCACAGCGCUGUUACGCUUGCUGAAAUCUGGAAGACCAGCUACAAAGCGCGCUUGGAGUAA